Triticum aestivum (bread wheat) is the source of this 1597-nucleotide messenger RNA. Its product is annotated as probable apyrase 3. The transcript is spliced from 9 exons. Gene Ontology annotation, molecular function: nucleoside diphosphate phosphatase activity. Gene Ontology annotation, biological process: nucleoside diphosphate catabolic process. The coding region runs from base 10 to 1374 and encodes 454 amino acids. Gene Ontology annotation, cellular component: membrane. Lineage: Eukaryota; Viridiplantae; Streptophyta; Magnoliopsida; Poales; Poaceae. The record is from RefSeq and is a predicted model, not a curated record.
CAGCUCGCGAUGGCUCAUGCCUUGGGCAUCCUCCUCCUCCUCCUCCUCCUGGUCUCCUCGUCCGCCAGCUCUGCCUUCGCCGACUCAGUGCUCGGACGGAAGGCCGGCGUCAUUCUCGAGGAGCCCAAGCUGGUGGCGACGCCAGGGAAGUACGCCGUGAUCUUUGACGCUGGUAGCACGGGCACGCGUGUCCAUGUCUUUCAGUUUGACAAGAAGAUGGACCUCGUCGAGAUCGGCGACGACAUCGAGCUCUAUGCCAAGGUGGAACCGGGACUGAGUUCAUAUGCCGGACGGCCACAAGAAGCGGCCAAGUCUAUCAUACCUCUGCUUGACAAGGCCAAGAGCACUGUGCCUCGGUGGCUCAUGGGAAAAACACCCGUUAAACUAGGGGCCACGGCCGGACUCAGGCUUAUCGGGGAUGACAAGGCAGAGCAAAUUCUUGAAGCAGUCAGGGAUGUUAUCCACAGCAAGAGCAAAUUUCAGUACAAUCCUAGUUGGAUCAAUGUUAUCGAGGGAUCUCAGGAAGGAUCUUACAUAUGGGUUGCUCUAAAUUAUUUGUUGGGUAAACUGGGAGGAGACUACGUCAAGACAGUAGGUGUGAUUGACCUUGGAGGUGGGUCCGUGCAGAUGACAUAUGCCAUCUCUUCAGCUGCUGCUGCCGCCGCUCCCAUAGUGUCUGACGGGAAGGAACCAUACGUCACCAAAGAGUAUCUCAAAGGAAGAAACUACAAUGUCUAUGCUUACAGCUACUUGCACUACGGUGCACUGGCUUCUCGAGUAGAGAUUUUCAAGGCAAGUAAUGGACCAUUCAACUAUUGCAUGUUGCGCGGAUUCAACGGUAAAUACACCUACAAUGGAGAGCAAUACGACGCUAUAGCUCCACCACAAGGAGCAGCAUAUGUCAAGUGCAGAGAGGACGUCACCAAAGCACUAAAGUUGAAUGCACCCUGUGAAACAAACAACUGCACCUUCAACGGCGUGUGGAGUGGCGGCGGUGGAGCUGGCCUGGCCGACCUCUACAUCACCACCAGCUUCUACUACACGGCAUCACAGGUUGGCUUGAUCGACAGCGAGGCUAGCAGUGCAAAGACCACCCCUGCGGCGUGGAGGGACGCGGCAGAGAAGAUUUGCCCGCUGAGCUUCAAGGAAGCGAAGGAUGCAUACCCAAGGGUCCGAGCUAUUGACACGCCCUACAUUUGCAUGGAUCUUAUCUACCAGUACUCCUUGCUCGUGGAUGGAUUCGGUUUGGAGCCGACAAAAGAGAUCAUAGUGGCAGAGAAGGUGAAGUACGGUGAAUACUUCAUCGAAGCCGCAUGGCCUCUUGGAGAAGCCAUAGAGGUCGUAUCAUCCAUAAACCGGCUCCGUGAUGCAUGAUUUAAAUUGAUAUAUAGUCCCUCGCAGCAAGCUGCAUGUGUAGCUAUCCAUAGAUGUAGCACGGACGCAUAUGCAUGCUUGCCAUGUCCUUUUUCCCUCAGAAGUGCCAAAAACACCCUAUAGAUUUGGAUUGUGUACUAUUUGCAAUAAUAUUUUUAUAUUGUGUUUCUUGAGCUAUAGCACGGUAUGCUUGCAUGUUUUACGCAAUAUGUGUGCAAAUCAU